CAUUUCUUUAUCUUCCUCUUUUUGCAAUGGUUGCUCACCUCUUUGAUCAACUUUUUGAUGUUGAAGUUCGCUAAAAGAUUGUCUGGAAGCAGAACGAUGGGCUCCGAAUUGCAAGAUCGUUUCCGUGGAUGCAUGCUCGGCGGACUGGCUGGUGAUUGCCUUGGCGCACGAUUCGAGGGUGCCUAUUGGGGCAAAGUGGUCGAUCGUGAUGCGGUCGCCAGGUUGGUCAGCGAGAUGACGAACCCGGAGGCGAAGAGUGCUGCUGGACGCUCCAAGGCCCUAGUUGUACGGAGAUACACGGACGAUACAAGCAUGGCAUUCACGCUGGCACGCUCUCUGCUGGAGAACGAUGGCUACCGAGAGCGGUACUUAGCAAAAAGCUUUGCAAACGACUACAAGCGAGAGCCGGGCCGUGGCUACGGUGGCAGUGUCAUCGUUGUGUUCAUGAAGCUCUUUGAGGACUCGUGUCGAGACUGUUACAAGCCGGCGCACGACCAGUUUGACGGCAGUGGUUCCUAUGGCAACGGAGCGGCGAUGCGCGUUGCCCCCGUGGCUCUGUUCUGUGACGACGAGCAGGAACUGGAGAGGGUUGCCAUGGAGCAGGCCAUGCUAACACACGCGAAUCCAGACGGCGUGUGCGGUGCCGUGUUGCAGGCCACCGCCGUGCACCACUGUCUCCAUGCCGACCGCGGAAAGCCGUUCGACGUCGCCGCCUGCUUGCAGCGUCUCCGAGAUGCGGUGGAGCGCUUUCCCCGGCAGCCGGCGGGGGCAGCUGCGGGAAGUAGGACAGCGUCAACAACGGCUACUGCCAGCCCUAUCACGUGCGGAGGCUCCGACUCAUUGGCAACGUUUCUGACUCAACAUUCUGACUACAGAGCAACUGUCGACAAGUACCUGAAGAAGCUUGAUACGCUGUCCGUGCUAUUGGCCAACCCGCACACGAAUCAACAAGAGGUCAUGGUGGAGCUGGGCAACGGCAUCGCUGCCAGCGAGGCCGUGUUUGCCGCCAUAUUCUCCGCGCUGCGCACCCUACGCAUGCUAAAUGAGCCGGCACAGCCUAGCGCUGAGCAGCCAGCAGACCAGAAACCUGUCCCCGAGGGCGCUGCCGGUAAGGAGGGCAAGCCCAGCGCUGGAGAGUUCAGCGCCAUGACGGAGACAAUCGUCCACGCCAUCUCUCUGGGCGGCGACACCGACACGAUAGCGUGCAUGGCCGGCGGCAUCGUCGGCGCCUACUGCGGCGCCGGCGGCAUCUCUCCGUCGUGGAAGCCCGUGUUGGAGAGCUACGCCACGGCCGUGUCCCUCGCCGACAAGCUGUGCGCCCGCCGUCAUAAACUUCACCCGCAACCAUGAGGCAUGCGGGAGUAGAUACUGUGAAACCGGGGAAUUUUCCCUAUUUCCCUAAAUCAACGGUUCGGUAGCGCGCGAAAAUUUCAGAUCCAAAAAUGCAUUCUGCACUCUGUGUGGCAUAGCUUUUCAUUUUAGGUAGAAAAAGUACCUGCACCGGAAGUUUUCCGAAGAUAAAUCUCAACCGAAAUUUCCCGGUUCUAUAGUAUAGCGCGUCGUCCGCAGCACUGGCACUUCUGAGAGUAGCCUGCAGGCGUGCAGUGCUGCUGCUUCCUGGCUGCCAUCCUCUUCAACGUUCCAGGAUUGCCCAACUCUCAAUGACAGAAGUCGAUACUGCCAGCAAUGCACUGAUUGUGAGCUAGCCUGCGGUAUCGCGAUAAUGACAUAGUGGAUGAUAUUGGAUGAUUCGGCGUACGGUAACCACCAGCGUGGAGUGCACCGUGCAUGAAUUGCGAUAGUUGUACUGGAUUAAUUCUCAACUGUCGGGCAGAACGAAAACAACAGAUUAGUGAACGCAAUGGCUCAGCGAUAACGAUGCGCUACUGUUAGGUAUUAUGACAUCAUCACAGGUGGACGAUGAGUCGUCUCAACCGAAUGACUACAUGCAUGUACCUCUAUUCCUGCGGCUAUUCUUGAAAUCGUUUUAAACAUUGUUUAUUAUUGUAGACUUUCGAACGGCUUAGGGCUGUCUUUUAGCCUUGUAAAUUAGGACACCACUGACUUAGCUUUGGUAUGCGUGUAGUAGAGUUGAGGAUUUUCCACCGCACGUGAUCUUUAUUUUUAUGGCUUCCUGGAUAUGUUUUUUGAACUCGGAUGAUGUGUGUAGUUUUUUUUUAGCUUUUAGCCAACGUGUGGUAUUUCACCGUGAUUGCUGCAAGAAGGAAGUCCCAGGAGCCUUGUGGUGACUAUCUUCUGAGCUGAAGUGUUUUCUACAGCUCGGUCCUGCUUUCAAACUGUUUUAAAUAGCUGGUCGUUUGCCUGCACUUGCUGCUGUCUGUGCCUUGGGUCACGGUGCUAUGGUCCGUUGCUAGGCAUUGCAAUAAUAACUGUGGCGAUUCUUCUUCUCUUCCUAAGUUAGUUUCCGGCUUUAUUUUAUUGUGAAGCCGCUGGUCGGCUUGCUUGUUAAGUACAGGCACUGUUUUUUUUUUUAGAGUUUGCUGUUGAACUCUGAUUGGAAGCUGCGACUUGCUUCUCCAAACUGGCAGGAUCCA
Messenger RNA from Sycon ciliatum, 2555 nucleotides. Its product is annotated as ADP-ribosylhydrolase ARH3-like. The record is from RefSeq and is a predicted model, not a curated record. The transcript is spliced from 4 exons. Gene Ontology annotation, cellular component: mitochondrion; nucleus. Lineage: Eukaryota; Metazoa; Porifera; Calcarea; Leucosolenida; Sycettidae. The coding region runs from base 58 to 1350 and encodes 430 amino acids.